This is a messenger RNA of Aplysia californica (California sea hare), 3755 nucleotides long. RefSeq lists its product as uncharacterized. NCBI's taxonomy places the organism in Eukaryota, Metazoa, Mollusca, Gastropoda, Aplysiida, Aplysiidae. Gene Ontology annotation, molecular function: protein binding. The record is from RefSeq and is a predicted model, not a curated record.
ACCCGGUUCUGACGAGACCCCGGUCUGGCUCGCCGAGCGCCUGAUUGAGAUUUCAUGCUGCGUCUCUGUACUGGUGGGAUCAGCGCUCUGCGAUCGCUGGCAUUAAACGUUCAGAGAUAUUGCUGCUUCGGUCUGGCAGGAUACUUCGUGUUGACAGCUCCUGUUUUAUUUUUUGCUUUCUGUGCUCUACGGAUAUCUCUGGAUCCGGGCGCCAUGUUCCACUUGAGGAUUGAAACCACUCCCUAUCGGACUACCCCACGAGUAUUAAGAGACACCAGCCAUAGCUGAAGAUUGAACAAUGAGUUGGAGCUGUCAACGCAAACCGAAGAGACAACAACAACAGCAACAAUAACAACAACAGCAACAACUACAGACAAACAAAUAAGUUGGCCGUUGGAAUCCAAAGUAGAAGGCGCAGAACACUUCAGCGUCCAGCAACCAUGUCCUUCUAAUGUGUAGCUUCAAGCGAGUGAGCACGAUAGUCACCCCUGGAAGGAAGCAGAAAGAAUAGGCAACAUUAGAUGUUCUACAUAACCUCAACAAAUUAAUUCAUCAUAAAUAAUGAAACAAUUGCAGAUUAUUAUAAAUUAUAAAUAAUAAUGCAUAUUACGAUAAUAAGAUAUGUAUGUAUAUAUUUUUCAUUUGUAUUGUGAAUAAUAAUAAAUAAAUUAUAAUAAAUAAUAAAAUAUCGAUAAAAGUAUGUUAUAUACGCCACUUUUCAACCUGGAUCGCUUUUCAAACCUGAAGAUGACCUGUUGAAACAACAUUCUAGCGCCAUUUUGGAUUUGUUCUGAGUGCCUGUGAUUGGAGCAUAAUAUCUGACGUCCACCAUGUUGAUUUUCGGGGCUUACGAAGGUCAAAGGUUGACCUUGGAGGUCCCGGUCGGGAUGACGGUGAAGGCUCUGAAGGAGGACAUACAAGAGAGGCUGGGCAUCUCUGUGGACCAGUACAACUGAAGGAAGAAGUGAAGCCUGUGUUGUACAUCAAAUGUUCCCACAGUCAAGACACUAUCAGCAUCUAUGGAGACAUCACCAUUACACACAUGAAGCUGGAUGAGGUCCGGAGCAUGGCGUCGAUGAAGUCCGGCCUGCCAGUGGGCAUUUUCCGACUGACCACCACAGACGGCCAAGAGAUGUUCGACAGCUUUAGGCUAGAGGACUACAGUGUGGAUGUGGGACAUACCAUACUGCUGGAGAACUGGGAUGGCUGGAACGAGUUUCUCAACCUGGCUAUUAUGGGAUUUACUCCACAGGUGUUGUCACAAAUUGGCGGGGAGGAGAUUGUAGCGCGGUAUCAGACGAAAGUGGCGCUAUUUAUCGCUGCUCACUGCGGUCAUGUGGAUCUCGCGAGAGCCAUGCUGAGACAGGGCGCGCGCUGUGACGAGCCUACGGGGUACCAUCCUGCGCGGAUGUGGUGUAAGGAGGAUGGACACAUAGACAGUCUCAAAUGUCCAGUUCACGAAGCCACCCUCAACGGACAACUGGGAGUUCUGCGGCUGUUCGUCAACCAUGACAUCACCUGCCUCAAGGCGAAAGACGGCUUCGACCUUGAACCUCUGAACAUUGCUCUUCGGAAACAGAUAAAAAACUGCGCCUCCUUCCUGCUCACUAAACAAUGGAGCAAGGUGAACAUCACUAAGCACUUCGCUCUGCACCUCGCGACCUACACGCGCCUCAAGAAAUGGUGCGAAAGAGCAAAAGAACGGGCCCUUCUCAAGUACGGACAUUCGAAAAGUACAUUAAAACGGCGAAAUUUCCACACAGGGCCUCUCGUGAGCCACGGUAUUUUAGUCGACGGGUUUUCCCGAAGUCAGAUGACGGGAAAACCCAAAGCCUUGCUGCAAAAAGAGGAGAAAGAAAACAGAGAGAAGGAGAAGCGGAGACCUAAGUUCACGGUGCCGAUCGGAGAGGUCAUGGGAUCAACGGAAGAGCCCGAGUCUUACUUCAAGAACGUGAACGCGUCACAGAGCAUGAAGGCAUUGCAGGGUCAAGGCAGACUGCCACCCAAAUGGGGGAAACUUGUGCUGGGCUCCAGGGUGAAAGGUCAAGGUGAUGAGACGGCGAGGGAAACAGGAGAUGCCAAGAAAGCCGUGACUGUCAGGUCACCACUAGAGGGCGCCACGCCGGAACCAUCCAAGCCACACGCCCCGCCCUCUAACCCCGCCGAGGAAUCGGAAGCCUCGGAUGACGUCACCAGACUUCCGCCCAUCCUGAACCGUUUCCGCAAUCGCAUUCUGUCUCAGUCCCAGCCCAAUGUGGGCACAAGCCUCAACGCCAAAGACAACAAGCCGGAGCCCACUCCACGCGCCGCCAAAACAGACCGAGACAAACCGGACGGCACCAACAAUAAUAAAUCUGGGAUGUCGCGCUUGGUGAAGAGCAAAGGCGCCUUCUUCAUGUCAUCGUCCUCGAACCCCACCCAACAACAAGCUCGGGCCGGGGCGCUCCCUACACAACUCGGUGGCCUGUCUUCCGUGCAACAGUCCAGCCAACAAGCUCCAAUGUCCGAGCGAAGCGACAAGUCCAAAGUAGAGCCGAGUGUAAGCGUCAUGUCCGACAGAAGCGCGGAGACGGCGCGCUACAAGACCCAGACGGCAGCUUCGGUCACGUCCGCUUCCUCCAACACAGACGACGUCCAAACUGAGGAGGAAAAAAAGCAGACGAGAGGCAGGAAAAAGCGAAGAAACCGCGUCUCCAGCGCGCUUCUCUUGUCCAAAGCGAAAUCCAGCGAGGGCGCCAUACCCCUACCUCUCAUCAGCCACGAGCAGGACAGAAGGCCCUUCUUCUACCACCAGGGCAUGAGAGAAGACGACAUCGUGGACAGUACGCUGGACCUGGUAUCAAAAUACCGAGGGUACAGCUCCAGGGAGCGCGCCAUUAAGUCCCUGACCGUGGCCAACUCGUUCAGCGAUAAGCCGUGGCUGGGGCAGGUCCGUCUGGCUCUGAACCUCACCAGUAACUCCCUCAAGCGCAACGUACGCCGACUACAGCCUAAACAAAGGAACUUCGCCCACAAAUGAACAGACCAUACAACGGAACAUCGCCUUCAAAUGGACAGCCUAAACAAUGGAACUUCGCCUUCAAAUGAACAGCCUAAAUAAAGGAACUUCGCCAACAAACCUACAAAUGAACAGACUAUAACAACCCAAUUCAAAGAGCUGCAGAGUUGGUCGGCCCACCUCCCACAGAAAACUACAAUGUAGUCAUCCACCCUCGACGCUUAACGGCAACGGGGGAUGAAAAAGUAAUACUGGAAAUAACGUCAUGAACAGAUCUAGUCACCACCGGGCUAGUCUGUAAUCUAAGCAAUUAAAUGACGUGAACGCAAUGUUCCAAACAACUUAUGACGUCACUGUGGUGUUUUGAAAGACUAAUGAUGGCAAUGAGAUAUUUUCAUUAAACGUCGUGGGUUCUUAACCAAUAACGUUAUCAUGACGUCACAGAACAGAGAUUACAUUGGGAUGUUUUAGGCCAAAGACACCAUAAAAAUAGUUUUAAAAUUAUGAUGCCCUUGCAAUGCUUUGAAUGAAACUUCAGACUCCAUCAUUAAGCUUUAGAAUGAAUGGAGUCAUUUUAAAGAUUUGCAUAUCGCUGAACCUGACACAUUUUCGAGCUCCCAUCUGAGAAAUCGGUUGUGGCAGUGACAAUUAUACAAGCAACUGUCUGUGAUAAGAUUGUUAUACUCUUUUCCCAACAUUCAUUAACCAUCAUUAUACAUGUAUACACUUUAUUAAAAUACCUCUUUCAUAAAAACGA